UCUCCCCCCUUGUCCUAUAAAAGCUGACUGCCACAAAUUCAGGAUUCUUCAGACUGUAGUCAUGAAUGUAACAGUUACUCUGCUUCUGCUUCUCGCUGCUUAUGUGGUUGUUGAAGCCCGGAUGCCCAAAGCCGUAUGGCAGUUUGGGAAGAUGAUCACUUGUGCCCAGCCGAGUGCUGAUCCUUUAGCAUACAAUGAUUACGGCUGCUGGUGUGGCUUUGGGGGGACUGGAACUCCAGUUGAUGACGUGGACAAGUGCUGCAAAGUUCAUGAUCAUUGCUACAAAGAAAGCAGAAUAACUCCUGGAUGCACGGCUCUGUCUGACCUUCCCUAUAUUAUUGUUUAUGAUUUCACCUGCUCAAAUAAACAGGUGACCUGCUCUGCUACCAACAAUAAGUGCCAGGCUGCUGUGUGUGAGUGCGAUCGUGUAGCGGCUCACUGCUUUGCUCAGGCCACAUACAACCCUGAAAACAAGCACCUGGAUCCCAAAGUCCACUGUGUCAACUGAGCCAUGGAUCAUGAAAAAUAGAAAAUAAAAAUAUACGGUACUCACAAAUAUUUAGGGAUAUUUGAUUUUUUUUGUAUGUCAGAAUGAACCUAAAAUUCAUUAUGACUUUUAUAAGUGAGAAUGUAAUUUGACCCUCUUGAAACUUUUAAGUGCACAUGUACAAGCUU
Melanotaenia boesemani (Boeseman's rainbowfish) is the source of this 675-nucleotide messenger RNA. RefSeq names its product phospholipase A2, group IB (pancreas) (gene pla2g1b). Lineage: Eukaryota; Metazoa; Chordata; Actinopteri; Atheriniformes; Melanotaeniidae. The record is from RefSeq and is a predicted model, not a curated record. Gene Ontology annotation, biological process: lipid catabolic process; arachidonate secretion; phospholipid metabolic process. The transcript has 4 exons. Gene Ontology annotation, molecular function: calcium ion binding; phospholipid binding. The coding region runs from base 62 to 508 and encodes 148 amino acids.